Messenger RNA from Diaporthe amygdali, 291 nucleotides. RefSeq lists its product as uncharacterized. The coding region runs from base 1 to 291 and encodes 96 amino acids. Lineage: Eukaryota; Fungi; Ascomycota; Sordariomycetes; Diaporthales; Diaporthaceae. The record is from RefSeq and is a predicted model, not a curated record. The transcript has a single exon.
AUGCACCACAAUAUACGCGCCUCAAAAAGCCACACUUUCAAGCCUCAACUGAGGCCGCAACCCCACAACAACGGGAAAGGCCCGUUCCGAAAGGUUUUGGAAGGGCCCGUUAGGGCCCGAUCUCCUGUCGUUCCUCAAGGGCAUUUUCUGCGCCACUUCAAGCCACACCGUAAAGCCACCUCAGCUGCGGGAGGCCUACUGGCGAAACGUGCUAUGCCCAAACCAGGAGACCCCGCGCUCCGCGAGCUUUCCAAGACCUGGACGGGCUCACCACCAAGCUUCGAUAGCUGA